CUGCCAAAACGUACAUUAUUUAUGUAUGUACCCCCUACAUGAUGAGCCUUCCCAUGUGUGUCGCCAUUCUCUUAAGGCGCCACCUACAACAAAAGCUGUAUGCCAUCGCUCUACAACCAUGACCGUAGACUGAAGGCUAUGCAAUUUUUGUUUGUUGGCAAUAUCACCAUGUGGCCUAUCUACGACCUGUAUCUUGCCAUCCCUACCCGAAACCAUAAUCAUCAUCUCAUCAUGCCUGUUCUUUACAUGCUUGGUCCUUUUCCUACUCAAGAUUUCCCUUGACAUUUUAGGAUGUGCUAGGCUCAAGGGUAACACCACUAGGGAGACAUUC
Sodiomyces alkalinus F11 is the source of this 331-nucleotide messenger RNA. RefSeq lists its product as hypothetical. The transcript has a single exon. The coding region runs from base 100 to 282 and encodes 60 amino acids. The record is from RefSeq and is a predicted model, not a curated record. Lineage: Eukaryota; Fungi; Ascomycota; Sordariomycetes; Glomerellales; Plectosphaerellaceae.